AUGGCAGAUCUUGUCUGUUGCGCAUUGGAGGCUUUGAGCCGGACCGGUUUGAAAGACGGCGUCUUCAAAGCUGCUUUUCUUCACAACGACGAAGAGCUUACCAUUGAGCUCGACCAAAGGCGGAAUGACUGGUCGAAAAUACUGCGAGACUCCGACAAGACUGCGGUUUACGCCGUUGUCAAUGAAAGGUGCAUCGAAUGUCACACCCCAACUCACGUCAUGGCAGAAUGCGACGACACACUUGGAUUUACAGCUCUAAAUACAUCAGUGGACAUCCCCAACGGUGGUACUCCGCAAAGGAUAGUAGUCAACGGUGAAAAUCUGAAAAUCCACGGUAUCCCCGAGGGUGGUGGGAAUGUUUUAAUAGUAAGCCCUACUUCAGGAUUUACUAUCUCUCGUCCUACCGAGGCAACCGAAUCUAGGGAUCUAGCAUUACGAAGCAGUGGAAGGUACCUGGUUUUCACUUGUGCAACAACCAAAGGUUUCAAUGGGAUGGAGCAAAAACGAGCGCGCAAUAGAGUCCGUCAAUCAAGAGAUGCCCAGAACAGGGCGAUCCGGGUUUUAAGCGAAGCCAGAGAGGCUCGCAUAACUAUGGGGGAACAACGUGGUGAAAGGACAACAGAACUUUUGGAAGUAUAUCGGCGCCCUACGUCUAUCCGACUCGGAGGUGGGAGUAGAAGGGCUUCUUCAAUGGCCUCACCAUCAGUCGACACCGCUCCGAGUACUUCGAGGAUGGAGCUUCACAACCCAGCCGUCAUAUCCAUCCCUCGGCGAGAAAUCAGAAACGGCAACAGCACUGUCCGAUAUGAAGCCCCCGUUCGUGCCGAAUCAGGCAAUCUUAUUCCUCAUGGUACCUCAAUGAACCAACUGGGUGACAGUUGA
Molecule: messenger RNA, 882 nt
Organism: Rhinocladiella mackenziei CBS 650.93
Lineage: Eukaryota; Fungi; Ascomycota; Eurotiomycetes; Chaetothyriales; Herpotrichiellaceae
Exons: 1
Coding region: 1-882 (293 amino acids)
Source: RefSeq, a predicted model, not a curated record